Alternaria arborescens is the source of this 207-nucleotide messenger RNA. RefSeq lists its product as hypothetical. Lineage: Eukaryota; Fungi; Ascomycota; Dothideomycetes; Pleosporales; Pleosporaceae. The coding region runs from base 1 to 207 and encodes 68 amino acids. The record is from RefSeq and is a predicted model, not a curated record. The transcript has 2 exons.
AUGGGGCGAAAGCUUACAGACGACGAAAUUGUCGGUGUUGGAGGUUUGGAGCGUGUGGGUAAGCUCGUAGCCAAUAUGGUGCCCUUUAUCACCUAUCUUAACAGCAUCGCGAUGCCCGACGAUGACACGUCAGACUCGAGCGACGGCGAUGGAAGCGAUGCCGAGCCUGACAAUGACAGCGGCGCUGCAGAGGAUGACGAGGCUUGA